Molecule: messenger RNA, 1467 nt
Organism: Pieris macdunnoughi
Lineage: Eukaryota; Metazoa; Arthropoda; Insecta; Lepidoptera; Pieridae
Source: the annotation of a GenBank genome assembly
AUGGCCUUACAGCUAUCUAGAAGAGAAGUGGAAGACUUGAGGUCGUCUAUAGACCGGGCUAUAUAUAGAACUAUAGGAAAAUCUGAUAGUUCUUUACUAUCUACAGUCUCUUCUUGUUUAACAAAUGGGUAUGAACGGCGAAAGAUAAUCGAUAGAAUAUCGUCUCAUAUUGACUCAAAAAAAGCAAGCAAACUUGCUGACAAAGUUAUAGCUUUGGCUCAAGAACUGAUAUCGUCAUCAAAAUCACAAAAACGGAAACAUGAGAGUAACGAUAAAGACAAAGAUAACAAAAGGUCACGUCAUGAUGAUAAACAUGAAUCUCGUGAUGAAAGAAGGGAAAGACAUGACAGAGAUAAGGAGAGGGAGAAAGAUAGAGAUGAUAAAGAUAAUGGAUUGGAAAUACCUUCUAUAAUACCCGAGGAUGGGACUGUCGGCUCCAAGAUGGCUGGUUUGAGUGCAGAUAAAAUUAAGCUUAUGAUGGCCAAUGCACAAAAAGAAAUUGAGGAAAGAAAGAGAGCGCUAAUGGCAAUAAAAGGAGACAAGGGAAAUGUUAAUGUUGCAGCUCAAACCGCUAAACAGAUAAACAACCAGAUGCAAGGCUCUUUAGCCCCACCUAGUGUCAUCAAGCCGAUGCUGUAUUCAAGGCCUUUAACUGGAGUCAUUUCGGCAGCGGAAUUGGAGAAGCAGCAGAAAAUAGCUGAGCUACAGGCGAGGAUACAGAGGAAAUUGGCUGGAGGAGCUCUGCAGCCUGGUUUAUCUGGACCAGCUCCGUUGAUUCUUGAUAGAGAGGGACGGACGGUGGACCCAGCUGGUAGGAGAGUGCAUUUGACCCAAGUCGCACCGACACUAAAGGCGAAUAUUCGAGCGAAGCGUCGGGAGGAGUUCAAAGCGCAGCUCUCGGGUCAAGCAGCCAGCGAUGUCCCCGUGGAGGCAUCAUGGAUGGACUCCAGGGUGCCGAGCAAAGCGCCCAUCAGGCUCAAGAGGGCCCUACGGUUCCAUGAACCGGGGAAAUUCAGGCAGAUGGCUGAGAGAUUGAGAAUGAAAGCGCAACUGGAGAAAUUGCAGAAUGAAAUAUCGCAAAUUGCAAGAAAGACAGGAAUAUCGUCGGCGACCAAGUUGGCCCUGCUCGCGUCUGAUGUGCCGGAUUCUGAUAGAGUUCCCGACAUUGAAUGGUGGGACAGUGUCAUCCUAAUGACACCUGAAGAGCGUGAAUCCAGACGUAAAACCUCCGAGAAAGACGAACGGACGGACAUACAACGGGUCGAGGAUUGCAAUAUCGGUGAAGACGAUAUUGUUGAUAAUCUAAACGCUGACGCCAUCACAAAUCUCGUGGAGCAUCCACAACAGUUGAGGCCGCCAAGUAAGUUGAUUGGAUUUGAAUUCACGACCCUCGUGUUGACGGGCAAUAGGCUAUAUGACAAAAUAUAUAAAAUACUAGUAGACUCGGCCAAGCGUUGCUCUGGCUAA